ACUGCAGUUUCAAACAUCUCACUGCCAGCGCCAGUCACAACCGAUUGAGCAACGAGAAUGAAUUGUAACUUUUUGACGUGAAGAAUUGGUUCAAAAUUUCAUUAUUGUGCGUCUGGAAAGCACCGUCUUCUUAUCUUUAAACUAAGUGAGAUAAAGUAAAGCAAAUAAAUAUCACAGAGGCAGGUUUCGUGCUCAGUUAUCGUCCCACCUCAACCAAGAUGGUCCUUCCUGCACUGCUGUUCAUCGUAGCCGGUUUGCUGCUGUACGUGUACUACCGGUACCGCAAGCAGCGUUCCUUCUGGGCUGACCGAGGAGUUCCACACGUUCCGGCCAACUUCCGAAGGAAUCUGGAUCCGGCUCCGAUGCACAUGGCCCGUCGGUUUCAAGGUUACUACCAGCAAUUUAAGGGACAGUAUCCGUUCUGCGGGAUUUACUUCUUCACGAAGCCGGUGGCGCUGGCGAUCGAUUUGGAGCUGCUGAAGUGCAUCUUUGUGAAGGAUUUUCAGUACUUUCACGAUCGUGGCACGUACUACAACGAGCGGGAUGACCCGUUGUCGGCGCAUUUGUUCAACCUGGAGGGGACAAAGUGGAAAAACCUGAGGACGAAGAUUUCGCCGACUUUUACCUCGGGGAAGAUGAAAAUGAUGUACCCGACGAUGAUAGCCGCUGGGAAGCAGUUCAGUGAGUACAUGGACGAGAAGGUCAGCCAGGAGAAUGAGUUCGAGCUGAAGGAUUUGCUGGCGAGGUUCACGACGGAUGUGAUUGGGAUGUGCGCGUUUGGGAUUGAGUGCAACUCGAUGAAGGAUCCGGAUGCGCAGUUUAGGGUUAUGGGCAGGAAGCACUUUGAUACGCCUAGGGUGCGGUGGAGGGAUUCGCUGUGUGCUGUUGCUCCCAAGUUGGCGAGGUUCUUGGGAAUGCGCCAGAUCGUGCCGGAGCUGUCGGAUUUCUUCAUCGGGAUCGUACGGGAAACGAUCGACUACCGGGUGAAGAACAAUGUAAGGAGGAACGACUUUAUGGAUCUGUUGAUUGCGAUGAUGCAGGGUGAGAACAGCGAGUUGGGACCGCUGACGUUCAACGAGAUUGCGGCGCAGGCGUUUGUGUUCUUCAUUGCUGGCUUUGAGACGUCUUCUACCACGAUGACUUGGGCGCUUUAUGAGCUGUCGGUGAAUCAGGAGGUUCAGGAACGUGCGAGGAAGUGCGUUCAGGACGUUCUGCAGAAGCACAACGGAGAGAUGAGUUACGAUGCGGUUAUGGAGAUGGCGUACAUCGAUCAGAUCUUGCAGGAAACCCUCCGCAAAUACCCCCCCGUCCCGGUUCACUUCCGCGUGGUCAGCAAAGACUACCAAGUCCCAGACACCAACACCAUCCUGCCCGCCGGAACAUCCCUCAUGAUCCCAGUGUACGCCGUUCACCACGAUCCGGAGAUCUUCCCCGAGCCAGAACGGUUCGAUCCGGAUCGUUUCACGCCGGAGGAGAUCGCCAAACGUCAUCCGUACGCGUGGACGCCGUUCGGCGAGGGUCCUCGAAUCUGCAUCGGAAUGCGAUUCGGCAUGAUGCAGGCCCGCAUUGGACUGGCGCUGCUGCUGAAGAGCUUCCGGUUCUCCACCGGGCAAAAGUCGACCGUUCCGCUGGACUUUACGGCGAAGAGUUUCAUUUUGUCACCGGAAGAGGGACUGUGGUUGAAGGUCGAUAAGGUUUGCGCAAGCUCGUAUAAGGUGUACGUCAACGCUGACGACGAAGUCUCGAACCCGGCAGUGAAGAAUAUGAACGCCUGCGCUGCGAUCUCACUGAAGCUCAGCUGUCCGAUAUCUCCACCGUCAGCCUCCAGCCGUCCAGUGUUCUUCAGCUUGAUCAACAGCGGAUCGUCCCGCUCAUUAAAGUACACCCCACGGUUCGGAAAGUACCCAAAAUCCUUCACCAGCAGCGUCUUAAUCAGCUUCACGUCCAAAAUGUACAGCAGCGGUGAACUCAACAUGAACACACCCCCGUACGGAACGCCCUUCGUCUUGAACAAACUUCCGAGCACCAAAAACCGGUUUCGUUCAGUCAACCACCCUCGCUUUCAAAAAAAAAAAGGUGACGAAAAUUUACAGCCAUUCAAUGAUUGUUCAAAAACGCACAAAAUUGACUCGUUCUUGGGCAACACCGCGAGAACAUUUCUUAUCAGCGCAGGGUAUCCCUCGUGGAACAGUUAUCAGCCCGGCAAGAUAAACCACAAAAAUCAUUCAAAUAGCAUUCACCGUGGCCUCCAACUAUCAGUCGUUUGCAAGUGCUCGCAGUGUUUGGACAAGAUGUUAUUCUACCUGGCGUUGGUGGCCGUCUCGCUGACCUUCUUCUGGGUCGGUCGGCGGUUCUCGUACUGGAAGCAGCUCGGAGUUCCGUACGUGGAGGCUAGCUUUCCGUUCGGGAAUCUGAAGGGGAUGAACAAGCGUCAUCUGGGGUAUAUCGCGCAGGAUUUGUACGUGAAGCUGAAGAGUACUGGGAAAAAGUUUGGCGGGGCGUUCUUUUUUGUGAGUCCGACGGCGUUGAUAUUGGAUCUGGACUUUGCAAAGGACGUUUUUGUGAAGGACUUUCAGUACUUCCACGAUCGUGGGGUGUACUGCAACGAGAAGGCGGAUCCCAUUACGGCACACUUGGUGACGAUGUCCGGCACGAAGUGGAAGAAUCUGCGGACGAAGCUGACGCCGACGUUCACAUCGGGGAAGAUGAAGAUGAUGUUCCCGACGAUUGUUGGAGUGGCGGAGGAGUUCCGGAAGGGAUUGCUGGUGGAGGCUGAGGCGGGUGGUGAGGUUGAGAUGAAGGAGUUUUUGGCGCGGUUUACCACGGAUGUCAUUGGGACGUGUGCCUUUGGGUUGGAGUGUAACAGCUUGAAGGAUCCGGAUGCGGAGUUCAGGAGGAUGGGCAAGAAGGCACUGACGCUUUCGACGAUGGAUUUUCUGCGCCGGAUUCUGACCGUUACGUUCAAGGAUGUUGCCAUGAAGUUCAACGUUAGACUUUCGAAUCCAGAUGUGGCAAACUUUUUCAUGAAUGCCGUGCGGGAAACCGUGGAUUAUCGUGAGAAGAAUAAGAUCCAGAGAAAUGACUUCAUGGACUUGCUGAUUCGGAUGAAGAACGCUGAACCGAUUGAGGGUGGUGAUCCGAAUCAAGUCGGACAGUUGACCAUCGAAGAAAUCGCAGCACAAUCGUUUGUGUUCUUCUUGGCUGGAUUCGAGACGUCAUCAACAGCUAUGACCUUCUGCCUGUACGAGCUGGCUCAGAAUCAAGAGCUGCAGGACAAGGCUAGAAAGAACGUGCUGGAUGUUCUCAAAGAGCAUGGAUCAAUCAGCUACGAAGCUGUUCACGACAUGAAGUACAUCGAGAUGUGUAUCAAUGAAUCCCUUCGAAAGUACCCCCCAAUCGCCAAUAUUCUCCGCGAGGUCACCAAAGACUACCACGUGCCGGACAUGAACGUCACCCUCCCCAAAGGACACCGCAUCAUGCUCCCCAUCUACGCAAUCCACCACGAUCCGGAGUACUACCCCGCCCCAGACCAAUACGACCCGGAACGGUUCACGCCGGCAGCGGUCGCCGCCCGUCACCAGAUGGCGUUUGUGCCGUUCGGGGAAGGACCGCGGGUUUGCAUCGGCCAGCGGUUCGGGAUGAUGCAGGCUCGCGUUGGCUUGGCCUAUCUGCUGAAGAACUUCCGCUUCCGGUUGUCGUCGAAGACCGCGGUUCCGUUGAAGAUUUUGGCUAGCAGUACCGUACUGGCGACUGAGGGGGGACUGUGGCUGAACAUUGAGAAGUUGUGAGUGAAUGAGGGGGAGAGUGAAUAUUUGAAGUGAACAAAAGAGCGAAUGAAUGCGAGAGAGAAAAGUAAGCUUUUGGAAGUACUAGAACGUAGGUACUGCGAGAAAGCUAAUGGUCAAUCUAGUACGUUAGCUUAAAGAGAAAAGCUCGUUGUUUGGUAACAAUUGCAAUGCUUUAAAAAAUAUAAUCGUCGUAAAUAAACUUGAAGAUUAUUUUUGAAA
This is a messenger RNA of Culex quinquefasciatus (southern house mosquito), 4007 nucleotides long. RefSeq lists its product as uncharacterized. The transcript is spliced from 8 exons. The record is from RefSeq and is a predicted model, not a curated record. Lineage: Eukaryota; Metazoa; Arthropoda; Insecta; Diptera; Culicidae. The coding region runs from base 219 to 3788 and encodes 1189 amino acids. Gene Ontology annotation, molecular function: iron ion binding; monooxygenase activity; oxidoreductase activity, acting on paired donors, with incorporation or reduction of molecular oxygen.